This is a messenger RNA of Clarias gariepinus (North African catfish), 1422 nucleotides long. Its product is annotated as H-2 class II histocompatibility antigen, A-U alpha chain-like. Gene Ontology annotation, biological process: antigen processing and presentation of exogenous peptide antigen via MHC class II; peptide antigen assembly with MHC class II protein complex; positive regulation of T cell activation. Bases 1 to 705 code for a protein of 234 amino acids. Gene Ontology annotation, cellular component: MHC class II protein complex. The record is from RefSeq and is a predicted model, not a curated record. NCBI's taxonomy places the organism in Eukaryota, Metazoa, Chordata, Actinopteri, Siluriformes, Clariidae. Gene Ontology annotation, molecular function: MHC class II protein complex binding. The transcript is spliced from 4 exons.
AUGGUGGUACACUUUCUGGAGUGUAAAACUUCCCUGCAGGGAAUAGUAGGAAAAGUGCAAGAUGUCAAUGGCAAGUACACCCCUAUAAUUUUUAGACAGCUGCACAGAGCAAUGCCAUUCUUGAGUCAGACGAAGGUACAACAGUGUACAGGCGACUGUAGUGUAUUACUGGUGGUUAACUCGUGCUCUCUCCUGUUAGACCCUAUAAAAUGGCCUGCUGCUUAUGACCUCAGUGUCUCACUGGAAGAGCUCUGCAAACACGACAUUGAUCUAGCAGUGAAAAGCUACAAAAGUCCUCCUGAAGCUCUGGACGUUCCGCAAAACUCCAUUUAUCCCAGAGAUAAUGUGAGAGUUGGUAGAAAAAGCACACUCAUCUGUCAUUCAGCACGUUUCUUCCCUCCUCCUGUCCGCAUCACCUGGACCAGAAAUGGUGUAAAUGUGACUGAUGAAUCCUCACUCAGUCAGUACUACCCGAAUCAAGACGACACCUACAAUCAAUUCUCCCACCUGCCCUUCAUUCCACAGGAAGGAGAUGUUUACACCUGCAUGGUGGAGCACAAGUCCCUGGAGACACCCGACACCAAGACAUGGGAGGUGGAUGUUGAGAUUCCCAGUGUGGGUCCGGCUGUGUUCUGUGUAGUGGGUCUGGCUGUAGGACUGCUCGGAGUCGCUACUGGAACUUUCUUCCUCGUCAAAGGAAAUUAAAGCUCACAUUACUGCUCUGAAGAUCUACAAUCUCAAUAAAUCCAUAAAGUUCCUUAACUGUAUCUAAUACAUUGAUAAAAUGAAUGUUGGUGAAAAAGUAACAAACAGAAAUAAUAUUACAAAAUGUGUAAUAAUUGUAAUACAUUUGCAUUUUAAACUGCAUUAGCAGGUAUUAUAGGAGUCAUACAGGCCCCUUUAUGCAUAUCAAUUUUGUGGCUUUUUUUUUUUUUAUCAUACACAUGCCAUUCACAAUGAGAUAUUCAGUUCAUAGGAUAUAGAUGCAAAGUUCACAAGCCAGCCUAAGAGACAUAAACUCACCUCUGAAUAUAAUAUUUCCCAUAAUUAUGCCCCGGCUAGGACUUGCACACAAGCAGCAAACAACAGACACGUGUUCGUGUGUAUUUUGUUUGUCUCAGAGAUCAUAAAUUUAUGCUAUUACCAAACACCUUAAAUAAGGAAUCAACAUGUGUUUUUGGCCUAUUACUGUAGCUUGUACAGUAUAAACACCGCACAUGCCAGACUUAUUAAUAAGUGUCAUGGUUAAAUCUCUCCAUACUGAGUGUAUCGCGCAAGUUUACCAGCUGUAUUGUUAAACCACUUUAAUGCUUUCUGCUCACUCUGAUACAGUGAGUGUCAUGUUUAUUUAAUUCUUCUGUAUCACGUUAUUGCUGAUAUGUUUAUAAAGUUUUAGAAAUUAUAUUAUUAUAGUUUUUGAUA